Molecule: messenger RNA, 1698 nt
Organism: Bipolaris victoriae FI3
Lineage: Eukaryota; Fungi; Ascomycota; Dothideomycetes; Pleosporales; Pleosporaceae
Exons: 1
Coding region: 1-1698 (565 amino acids)
Molecular function (GO): protein binding
Source: RefSeq, a predicted model, not a curated record
AUGGCCUCAACAAAGGGCCUUCCAGUCGAAAUCUUCCAGCAAAUAUAUGGAUACCUGGGACCAAAGGACUUCAAUGCUGCUCGGCGCACAUGCCGAGCAUGGAUGGAGGCCAGUCUGGAUAGGAGUCUGCUGACGGUAAUGCUGGAGAGGGGUGGAUGGACGGGCGAGGAUACCAGCAAGGGAUGGCAAAUGCUCAGCUGCCAACUUGCCAGAGAAUGUGCCUUGGCGCCAGGCCGGGCUGGGGUGGAAACAGAGGCAGUAUUCACCAAGAGCUCAGAGGUGGAUUUCAGCGGGCUGAGGGACAGCCAAGUGGGCGGUAGUAGUAGUGAACUAAUAUUCACCACAAGUACCUGCUCGCGGUUUCUGUGCGUAGCCCAGGGAGCGCUGAUCCGGAUUUACCAGCUCGACGCUGGCCGUCCGGUAUACAUGGCAAGCGUCGAAUGCCCAGGACGAGUACUGGCCAUGGCCAUGGGCCCAUAUGGCGGUAGUAGUAGAUACGCCAUUGCUGCCAUCUUGGAAGGCCGGGUGGGUAUGGUGCGAAAACUGGCAGAAGAGGUGUUUGGGCAUGGCCCACAGGAGGAAGAGCAGGAGCGUACGCAGUUCAACACGAUUGAUAUCGUGUCAAACAGCGAGAGGAUAAGCAUCACGGGCGCCAACAACAGUGCUCUGUAUGAGCACAACCUGGUCAACCAGACGUGGAACUUGGUCGAAGACGACUCGACCAUUUACAGCGAUCUGGGCUCCGAGGAUGACCCACCACGGAGCGUCGCUCUAUGCCCCCAAGGCCAGUGUGUAGUUUUUGGCUGUUCAGAAGGGCUGGACGUACAAUGGAUCGACUCCCCUUCAGGCCAAAGUCUCCAUCGCUGGGUUCCCUCCACAGCCCCAAACGACCACGUCUACGUGCGCCCACGACGACGACCAGCCCACGAUUCGUCAAACAUACUGCGUAUCCUGUCCAGUCCCGCCCACCACGCCAACCGCCCUUGGCUAAAACGCAGACUCUUCCCCAACGCCCACUGGCACGGCUCCUCCAAAUACGAAAUUGCAUCUCGCCAGCCAAACCCCACAGGCUACUACGACUACGACGACGACGACUACUACUACUACUACUACAACCGCAUCCCCCUGAACGACAACGGCUCCCACGUCCUCUUCGUCGACCAGAUCAGCAACCGCCUCGUCCUAGGCACCGACGACCUCGCCCGUAAAAUCGAAUUCGUCCCCCCGACAAACGGGGAAGCACCACCAAAGCUCUACCGCGCUGCAGCAGACAUGUCCCAGGGCGCACGCAUAGUGGCCGUCUACGACGAUACCAUCAUUCUAUACUCCGUCCCACGCCGUGUAUGCCGCUUUUCUCCCACCGAGGGCCAACCAGAUGGUUUACUCCAACAUGAUACUAACCACUGGCUCAACUGGUGGGACGAACCGCGUGCGAAUGGCGAGACUGGCGCGGUGCAUCAUCAGGAGGGACCCACGUGGCCGCUUUCUCUACGCGGUACCCGCAUAACUACGCUGGCGAAUGUUUGUGAGAUUUCCGUGCAGACAAGUCCGUGUCUUGUUAUCUCGGCGGUUACGGAUGCGGGCAAGUGCGAAGUUUGGAGGUUUUCCAAGCAUGAGGGAGGCAUUGGGGGUGGAGAAGAUGGUCGUGUGUCAAGGGGCUCGUUGAAUCAGGCUUUCCAAGGUAAAGAUUGUUCAUAA